Molecule: messenger RNA, 3386 nt
Organism: Gasterosteus aculeatus aculeatus (three-spined stickleback)
Lineage: Eukaryota; Metazoa; Chordata; Actinopteri; Perciformes; Gasterosteidae
Source: RefSeq, a predicted model, not a curated record
GUAUCUAUUCUGAUAAAAGAAACAAGAAGCUCUGCUUUACUGAAAACAGAAACGCUUUAAUCGGAUGUGACGUCUGAAUUACGUUCAAGAUGUAGCCUAUGUCUUUUUUUCUUCUUCCACAAACACAAACACUCAACAUCAGCCAACCAGUCACACAAAUGCAAACACAAAUGUCGAACAAAUUUGUCUAGUAUAAAGUAAUUCGUUAACUCAGCAACUAAGACUUCUGCACCUGUACACCGAACAUGUAUCAUGACCUAUUUAUAUAUAUAUAUAUUCAUAUUUUAUUAGCGGAAGUAGCGGUGAACCUCCUUGCUGUUCUAUUAAAGUCUUUUGGUUCCUCGUCUUUGACUUUGCGGCCGAUCAGACCCAUUUCAAAAACGGUAGAGAUCUUCAUCACCGGCCUCCACGCCGCCUCCUUCAGCCUCUUGGCGUCAAACCUCGGACUGAAAAGCAGCACGGGCAGCCGGUGGGCAAACGAAGGUACCUCUUUCGACUCCUCCUCGCGGCCCUCGUCCUUCUCCUCUUUGCUCUUGUUCAGCUCAAUCUGGUGCAAGAUAGUCUCUUUAGUGGAAAACAUUUGGAAGAGAACGGCCUCCCACAUCUUCGUCGCCACAGGAGGGUCUUUGGGUCGGUUCUCAUCUGGAGUGACGGGCUCGUCAAAGUCCAUCUCGGUGGGGGCCUUUUGCGCCUCGCUCUGUUCUGGCCCGGCUAUCUCCUUCUGGGACCGUAUAUCUGGAAAUUUGGGCUCCUCCUGUUCCAUGACCAUGUGCUUCUUGAGUCGGGACCAACCACUCAAUUUAGAUUUUACGCCUUCCGGCCCUUGUAUGACCUUGAGAAGGGGCUUAGGCAAGAGGGAUUCAUCUCCUUCCUUUAUCUCAGUUGCAGAUUUAACUAAUGAAGCUGAUUCUGCUUUGGUUUCCUUGCCUUUAGUUCCUGUUGACUCAAUCGUAGACAUCUUAGCAGGGAGAGCAGUGCUUUGCUCGGAGUCUUCUGCUUUGGCCCUGGUUGCGUCUACUGGUUUCGCCAGCUCUUUAUUAUCUGAGACGUCGGUUUUUGUCUCAGUUCCACAUUCCUGGACUUUAUCUUUGCCUAAAAGCUUUCUCGGUGCCAUCAGAGGAUCUUUCUCGUCACUGUUUGACGCAGGAUGUUUGGCUUCCGAAGGUUUCAACUUCGGUUUGGCCACUUCUCGAACUUGUGUUUCUAUUUUCUUUUUCUCAAGAGAUUUCCCCUCUGCUGCUGGAAAUUGAGCCAUUGCUGUUUUUUGAAUCACAGUUUUUUCUUGGUCCUCUGCGGUUUGACAGAAUACCAUACUGGUCUUUUGUUUUGACGUUGUUCUUGAGGCGUCGGAUUCUUGUGAAACAAUAAUAGUUGCGAUUGAAAGGGUGAUUGUAUCCUUUUUAGCUUCCAUGUGGGGUUUAUCUACAUCGUUGAGAGUUUCUUUGGGUUUCUUCACAGAUGAUUCUUGGCUAGUUGUCUUACAUUCUGCUGAUUCCUCUUUUGCAGCUGCACCCUCCUCCUCAGUUUUGGAUCCGAAGAUAUCAAAUGCUGGACAGUAAGUUCUUAUUCCACCGUGAGCAGCAUAUUCAGCUGGGGUCAACCCCCGGUAGCCAGAAUUUGACUUUUCAUUCUUUUUGGUCAGGGUUUUGGGUCUCUGAAAGACUAUAGGGGAUAAAACAAAAGGCAAAAUCCCACGUGUUAGUGUCCUUGGUCUUUUAUAGCCAGGUGACGUGGUCAUAAGUCGGGAUGCUUCGUAUGUUGGUGUCUUAGGCCUCUGAUUAUUGCUGUGAGGAAUAACUACUAGUGUUUUUGGCUCAGCUGUUGAAGUGUUGACAGGUGAAGCAGUUCCUCUUGUCAGAUCAGACUCCAAUUUCGACUUUGUUAUGCAUUGUUGGAUUGGUUUUACAGCAGAAACGAUUUCCGAAUAAAUGUCCCCAUUCACUAUUAUCUCAGUAGGCUUAGGUUCAAGGGCCUUGAUGCUUUGGGAAGCAGAUAUAUUGCCCAUAGCAGGAACACUGUGGGGCGUUCUUGACCUCUCUAGUUCUACAGUGAUUGGCGACACUGCAAACAAGCGAGGAUUGGGUUUGGAGACUUCAAAGGCAGGCGUUGUGGCGCGAGACAAGUGGUAUGCUGGGGUUCUAGGCCACCAUGGCGAAGUUGUUUGAAACUCAAAAGUUGGUGUUUUAACUCUUUCAGCCGUUAGGGUAGCUGUUUUGAUUUCAGCCGUUGGGAUACUUCCUUUCAUUUUGGCCGUUGGGGUAGCUCCUUUGAUUUCGGCUGUUGGGGAAGCUCUUUUGAAUCCAAACGUUGGUGUAGCUCUUUUCAUUUUGGCUUUAGGAGUUAUGACCGUAAUAUCUGCUGUUACUUUAGUGCCUCUUUUGAUUUUUGAUGUUGUUGUCUUUCUCGGGGAAUCAGUGCCCAUUAUAGGAAGCUGAGCUGUUGUUGUUGUGCCUCUUCUGCCUGCAGAUGCUGAAGUCAAAUCUGGUUUUGUUUCUGUUGGGGUUUUACUUUGAGGUACUGUGCUGCCGAUAGCGGUCAAUCCAGGUGUGCCAUACACCGGUGGGGUCCUGGAUGACUUGUAGUGUGAUGUGCUUGUUGUGUACAACCUAAUUUGAGGGACGUCGAACAUCGGCUUGGGUAAUCUUGAAUGCUCUGUUGCUUUGAACGUUGGACGUGGACUUUUGGAUUUGCCGCACAGGGUCAACACAGUUAGAGGACGAACCACAGCCGGACCCCCAGUUUCUGAAUGUGAAGUUGGACCUGGACUCUUAGUCUUUGGGGUUUCUCCGGCUGCUCCCAGUUUCACAAUGACAUGAGUUUCAGCAAAUAUGCUGAAAGCUGGCUUUUUCGCCGCCUCGGGUAUAUAACAAGUUGGCAGAGAUAUUUGGGGCACCGCCAACUCUACUACCGGCCCCGGAGCUGAUGUAUCCCCAGCAAGGGGAAUCGAUGUGGAAAUUGUGGUGAUGAGCUGCGAGUGUGACAGGGUUCCCACUGCCUGAGGCGAGGACCUCGCCCCUCUGCCGAGGGUUAUGCGGUGUGGGUAAGGCGAGCCCACAUGUUGAUAAAGCGGCCUGACAGUAAACCGCGGAGGCGGCUGGAUACUGUGGCAGCCGAAUGGUGCCUCUAGGGUCUUGGGAAGGGUGGAGUGGUCGCUGUGCUCAAGGUCGGGGCUGGCUUCAUUAACUGGGGAAAGGCUGGAGCGGAAAAGCGCGGCGGGCUGCGAUGCCUGAAAGGAAGCCUUUUUCUUGGUGGUUCUUUUGAGUAGCUUCUGAAGACGAACAUUGUCCUUUCUGGGCUUUGGUAGCAGGGGUGGGGUGUAAUGCUGGGAAAGCAGGCUCGACUCAGCGAGGGAGCAGUAUGCAACAGCCAUGAGCCCUUCAGUACCC